Parnassius apollo (apollo) is the source of this 460-nucleotide messenger RNA. Lineage: Eukaryota; Metazoa; Arthropoda; Insecta; Lepidoptera; Papilionidae. The record is from the annotation of a GenBank genome assembly.
UUUCGGUUGCAAGCCUGGGAACAAGACUGAAUUCGAGUAUUCUGCCAACUUCACGGAAAGAAUUUCAAGAACAUCCGAUCAUCAACUGGGAUGGCAUCAUUUGGGUCACUGGGUCACUGGGAUGGCAUCACUCUACUUGUGGAUCGUCCAGGUCAUCUUAGCAAUGAUAUCUUUCACCAAAGCUAUACUGUUGGCCUAUUUAGGCUAUAAGGGUAACAUCUGGCAACAAGUGCUAUCUUUCCAUUUCAUACUGGAAAUGGUGAAUACGAUCCCGCUCGUAAUAACUAUACCAUUUCCACCACUUCGAAACCUGUUCAUCGCGGUCUUUCUCAACUGUUGGUUGGCCAAGCGGUCCCUUGAGAAUAUGUUUAACGAUCUGCACCGGGCAAUGCAGAAGUCGCAGUUGGCGCUCUCCCAGCAACUAAUGAUUUUGUGCUUUAUUUUGUGUUUUUCCGUUUAG